This is a messenger RNA of Paramisgurnus dabryanus, 2695 nucleotides long. RefSeq names its product poly(A) binding protein, cytoplasmic 1a (gene pabpc1a). The record is from RefSeq and is a predicted model, not a curated record. NCBI's taxonomy places the organism in Eukaryota, Metazoa, Chordata, Actinopteri, Cypriniformes, Cobitidae. Gene Ontology annotation, molecular function: RNA binding.
UCUCUUCCCCUACCUUGUGCGGUGCGAGAGAGAGCGCGUGUGCCUCUGAGCUUCGGCACACAUCUUAUAUAAAAAAUCAAAAAUACAAAAAAAAUAACAAAACAGAAAAAAAUACAAACAAAAAGUCAACUUUUAUUGCCGAAUACCUCGGUGAAGCAGGAUCCGCGGCAAAAUAUUUGAGAUUAUUAGAGCACCACCGCACCAGUUUGACUUCACUAGGCCUGAGAAAAAUUUUAAUCAUCGUGUCUUGAACGAUACCGCGAGUACGUCGACGAUAAUUCGGUACCGUUUUAAUUAUCUUCAGUUUAUUACUCGGUCUGUUUUUGGGCAGUCGUUUGCCGUUUAACUGCGUUUGAGGAGUCAGUCGAGCUCCGUCGCCAUUACAGUCGCUCUUAACUCCUCGCGUGCUUUCGGCUCAGUGUUUUUCUAGUGUCGUGGUUCUAACCGCGUGACACGCUCGUUAAUCUUUAAUCGUACAAUAAUCUUUGAGGAAGAUGAAUCCCAGCGCUCCCAGUUACCCGAUGGCCUCUCUGUAUGUGGGUGAUCUCCACCAAGAUGUAACCGAGGCCAUGUUGUACGAGAAGUUCAGCCCGGCCGGGCCUAUUCUAUCUAUUCGGGUGUGCAGGGACAUGAUGACCCGCCGUUCUCUGGGUUAUGCCUACGUGAACUUCCAACAGCCUGCUGACGCCGAACGCGCGUUGGACACCAUGAACUUUGACGUCAUUAAGGGCAGACCUGUCCGGAUCAUGUGGUCGCAGCGUGACCCCUCACUCCGCAAGAGUGGCGUGGGUAACAUUUUCAUUAAGAACUUGGACAAAUCCAUCGACAACAAGGCGCUGUACGACACUUUCUCAGCUUUUGGAAACAUCCUGUCCUGCAAGGUGGUUUGCGAUGAGAAUGGCUCAAAAGGUUAUGGCUUUGUGCACUUUGAGACCCACGAGGCUGCUGAAAGAGCCAUUGAGAAGAUGAAUGGCAUGUUGCUGAAUGACCGCAAAGUGUUUGUGGGUCGCUUCAAGUCGCGCAAGGAGCGUGAGGCAGAGAUGGGAGCCCGGGCCAAAGAGUUCACCAACGUUUACAUCAAGAACUUUGGAGAGGACAUGGAUGAUGAGAAGCUGAAGGAGAUCUUCUGUAAAUACGGUCCAGCGCUCAGUAUUCGAGUUAUGACCGACGACAGCGGCAAAUCUAAAGGCUUUGGCUUUGUCAGCUUUGAGCGACAUGAGGAUGCCCAGAGGGCUGUUGAUGAGAUGAACGGUAAAGAGAUGAACGGGAAGCAGGUGUAUGUGGGACGAGCUCAGAAGAAGGGAGAACGUCAGACAGAACUCAAGCGUAAAUUCGAGCAAAUGAAGCAAGACCGCAUGACCCGCUAUCAGGGAGUCAAUCUCUACGUGAAAAAUCUGGAUGACGGCUUGGACGACGAACGUCUGCGUAAAGAAUUCUCCCCAUUCGGUACCAUCACAAGUGCAAAGGUUAUGAUGGAGGGAGGCAGAAGCAAAGGGUUCGGAUUCGUUUGCUUCUCUUCACCUGAAGAAGCCACAAAGGCCGUGACCGAAAUGAACGGCCGUAUUGUCGCCACAAAGCCGCUGUAUGUAGCUCUGGCCCAGCGGAAGGAGGAGCGACAGGCCCACCUCACCAGCCAGUAUAUGCAGAGGAUGGCCACCGUCAGAGCCGUUCCAAACCCCGUCCUCAACCCCUAUCAGCCUGCACCACCAUCUGGAUACUUCAUGGCUGCUAUUCCACAGGCUCAGAAUCGUGCUGCGUACUAUCCCACCAGCCAGCUGGCACAGCUCCGCCCCAGCCCUCGUUGGGCAACGCAGGGUGUCCGCCCACAACAUUUCCAGAACAUGCCAAACGCUAUCAGGCCUUCAGCUCCCCGCCCACAAGGCUUCGGUACCGUCCGGCCCAAUUCCUCACAGGUUCCACGCAUGAUCCCCUCACAGCGCAUGACCUCCCAGGCGGUGGGUCCCCGCCCUUCAGCUGCAGGUGCAGCCACAGGAACCGCUCCAGUGAGAGGCGUGCCACAGUACAAAUAUGCACCUGGAGUCCGCAACCCACAGCAGCACAUGCCCACUCAACCACAGGUCCCCAUGCAGCAGCCUGCUGUCCACGUUCAAGGUCAAGAACCUCUAACUGCAUCUAUGUUGGCUGCCGCCCCACCACAGGAGCAGAAGCAGAUGCUGGGUGAGCGUCUGUUCCCCCUCAUUCAGAACAUGCAUCCCAGUCUGGCUGGAAAGAUCACUGGAAUGCUGCUGGAGAUCGACAACUCGGAGCUGCUCCACAUGCUGGAGUCUCCAGAGUCUCUGCGCUCCAAGGUGGAUGAAGCCGUCGCUGUGUUACAAGCUCAUCAGGCCAAAGAAGCUGCACAGAAAUCAAGCGAUGAUCUGUGAGCCUGACUUCACCAGGAGGGAAGCAUUACAAAGACAAUAAAUAUUGAAAAACCUGAAACUCAAAACAAAAAAUACAGUGAAUACAGCUAAAUAUUUUGCCAGGUCAAGAGGCUUAAUCUUGGCCUUGUUUAUAUUUAAGAAAAUCUUAAAAAAAAUAGGAAAAUUUUUAAUUUUGAAUAUUCCAAAACAUUCCUUUCUUUUUAUUCCUCUUAAUGAGUGCUCAUUGUCAAUUGUAUUCCUGCAGUUGAUAGCUGAAGAUUGGGAAAUUACAUUGGAUUAAACUGCUUGAAUAAAUAAAAACUUUAAACAUU